UAAUUUAACAGUAGUACCAUUUAAAAUGGAAGAACAAGACGCAGAAUCCAUUAUUGAGAAGAUUGUGGAGACCACAGAAAAAGAUAACGAAAAGGAAGAUGACCAUGUUUCAUACUUUUAUAUAAUCCUGUUUUACCUGCUAGGAACUGCAGCCUUUGCACCUCACAACUUUUACAUCACUGCAAAUGAGUAUUGGAUGUAUAAGUUCAGAGAUCCCAGUUUAUACUCUAACGAGACGUAUGUUGAAGAAAAAACAAUUCUUCAGAAGAAUUUUACCGCCAAUGUGAGUAUCGUUAGCAAUGUUUUCAUGAUAUCCUUCUUGGUCCUGCUGUUUCUCCUCUACAAAAGAAUCCCACUUCAGACGAGGAUAAUAGGAAGCAUGAGUAUGUUGCUGGUGCUGUUCGCGAUGACUUUAUUAUUCAUAUUUAUUGACACAGAUUCAUGGCAAACGGUAUUUUUUGUUAUUGCGUUAGCAAUAGGAGGACUACUAAGCGCAUUUUCUGCUGUCCUCUUGAUCUCUCUGUUCCAACUAGCCUCCAGAUUUCCACCUAGAUGUCUGGUGGCCCAGUUCGCAGGUCAAAAUUUGUGUGGUAUAUUGGCAGCCGUCAUUCAGAUCAUAGCAUUGGCCGCUACGCCUUCAGUCCAAGGUACUGCUGCACUCUACUAUGCUAUCGCAACUGGAACUAUAGCGGCUAUUAUGACUUUCUACUUAAUCGUGGUAAACAAGUCAGAAUAUUUCCGAAGUAAGUUGUAUGAGAAGCCAAAGGAAAAACAAGCAGAUGCGAAGAAGAAGCCUAAGUUUGAGUUGGACAUCGUGAAGAGUGUUCUCAGAAAACUGGCGUUACUUGUAGUGGCCUUGGUUUUCGCCAUAGCUAGUACAGGGAUCUUACACCCUGGACUUACUGCUUUAGUAGAGUCUUCUAAUAAGGGAACAAAUGUUUGGAGUGAUACAUAUUUCUUGCCAGUUUGUGUAUAUUUGUUAUUUAAUAUUUUUGAAUUUAUUGGAAGAGAGACUUCAAACCACUUUCCAAAGUUGACCAAUAUCUAUGUCAUUUUUACCACAUCUUCUGUGCGACUUAUCUUUUUACCACUAAUACUGCUAUGCAAUAUCCAGCCUAGGAACCAUCUACCUGUGGUGUUCCAGGAUGAUGCAUAUUUUAUAAUUUUUUUCAUUAUAUUCGCUUUGAGUGGAGGAUAUUUAGCAAAUAUAGGAAUCAUUGCAAUGAAUAAAUACUGCGCACCGGAAGAAAAGUUGGUGGGGACACUAUUCAUAGUGUUGAUUAUGGUCGUAGUUGUUCCAAUAGUCUCAAUUCUUAGUGGAAUGGUCGUUAAUAUAAUUUAAUUUCGUUUGUUGUUUUGUUUAUAAAUAAAUAAAUUAUUUAUUUUCAGUUUA
Molecule: messenger RNA, 1393 nt
Organism: Anoplophora glabripennis (Asian longhorned beetle)
Lineage: Eukaryota; Metazoa; Arthropoda; Insecta; Coleoptera; Cerambycidae
Product: equilibrative nucleoside transporter 3-like
Exons: 8
Coding region: 26-1342 (438 amino acids)
Biological process (GO): nucleoside transmembrane transport
Cellular component (GO): plasma membrane
Molecular function (GO): nucleoside transmembrane transporter activity
Source: RefSeq, a predicted model, not a curated record